Molecule: messenger RNA, 2121 nt
Organism: Chelonoidis abingdonii (Abingdon island giant tortoise)
Lineage: Eukaryota; Metazoa; Chordata; Testudines; Testudinidae
Source: RefSeq, a predicted model, not a curated record
GUAUGGCUACCACAUUACUAAAGCUUCAUAUUUUAUCUGCCAUGAUCCUAAAACUAUUAAAGAGCUAUUUGAGAAUCUUAGAAAUUAUGAUGGAAAGAACACGUACCCAAAAUCAUGUGGCAAAUUUAAAGUUUCUGGAGUAAGGGAUCUAACUACUGGCUACGAUAGCAGCCAGCCUGAUCAAAAGGCGGUGCUUCCUACCAGUAAAAGUAGCCAGAUGAUAACAUUUACUUUUGCUAAUGGAGGAGUGGCUACUAUGAGGACCAGUGGGACAGAACCAAAAAUCAAAUACUAUGCUGAACUCUGUGCGCCUCCUGGAAACAGUGACCCUGACCAACUGAAUAAGGAAUUAGAUGAGCUGGUCAGUGCUAUCGAAGAGUAUUUCUUUCAACCAGAAAAAAAUAAACUGCAGCCCAAGGCAGAGUAAAGAAUUAAGAUGGUCUUUGCAACAUGUUAUGGGCAAAACCCUACACUAUUUAAAAAGUAGGGAUUUUUAAGGACCAAAAAAACAUUAUUAAAAUAUAUAUCCUUAACAGUAUGUGUUCCAUGUCCUCUUUGGUCUAAUGUCUUAUUUUAUCGGGGGAAAUCAAGGGAUUUCUUAUAAAAACUAGCAACCAAAAAUUGUCUGAUACAGUGCAAAUGUGUUUCAAUAAUCAAGUCUUGUUCUAAUAAAAUAUUUUAUUGUACUUGCCUUGCCUUAAUUUCUGUAAAUGCAGUCUGCUUUUUAUAUGUAUGUAGCCUAAUUUGAUAGCAAAGUAAUGACCAAGUUUUUGAUGAUGUGGGAACUGGAUAGUGCUUCAUGAAUGUCUAGUUUUAUUUUUGCAAGGCAGGCUAGUUGUGUAACUAAAGGGCACUGGAAAUCUGUGGAUAAUUUUGGUAAAAUUGGGGUAGGCCACCACACUUGGCUGCCACACUUUAUUUAAUAAGGAAACAUCUGGACAUGUUUUACUGCUAUAAGACAAUAAUAAUAUGGUACAGGAGUAAUGUUUUAUAUAUGAUACCAGUCUGUGGGAAGCUAUGUGAUGCAGUGAUGUUACAUUUGCCUUACACAGGAGUGCUCCCCAAGUUACAUAUUUCAGCUGGUAUUUAUUUAUACAUAAUACAAGUUGUGUAUCUCUUUACAUGUCACUAAAAUCCAACCCGUCGGUUUGUCCCAGCUCCCUAACUUGUUCUGUUGUUUUAGAUACUAGCAUUCUAGGUAUUGGUCCAUGAAGGUGCCUCCCCUAGCUUGUACUAAGACAUAGAAUGAAUGUAUCUUGAUUUUGACAAGUUUCUUACAUGCUUAUGUCAAAUGUUUACAACAGCAAAUGGAAGAAGUUAAGGGAUUAUGGUGUAGGCUGGUUUUAGGCUACAUCACUAUUACAAUAUUUGUGCUUAAUGUUGUUGGUGUUUAAUGCAUACUAAUAUAGAAAAAUAUGGAGCAGGUAAUACGUAUUACUAUAUAUAUGCUAGUUAGCAUAAAUUAGUCAGUGAAGCAGGCCAGAAUGGACAUUGGUUGUCUAUUGCCAGAGUGUCUAUGAAAAUACAUCAUCUUGCAGGCAGGGGAAGAGGAGAUGUAGCAGCUUGGGUUGGAGCUAAGCAUGCCAGCCCUGUGUCUUUCUCUAAAGACACUUAAUAUCAUGCUGGGGCAGAGACUGGCUUCUUGGUACGUAUUUAUAUAGUGCAUCAUAUGAUGCAGCUCUGAUCUUUGACUAGGCCCAUAAUUACUUAUUAAAUACUACUAAUGAUAACGAGCGGGAGGGGUUUGCUAUUGACUUCAGUGAGACUUAGGAUGUUUCACUUUGUACAGAAAUUCCAUGCAUAUUGCUUUUCAUUGCCCCUGUAGUUAUCUUCUGAAAAUGAAACGCAAGGACAACUCUAAACUAACUUAUUGAAAACCAUGGGAGGCCACACUGCAGUCUGGAAUUAUGAAUAUACUUCACUGAGGACCAUAUAAUGUGUGUUUAUUGUAAAUGUCAUAUUAAUGUUGGGGGUUGUACAACAUGCAGCCAGUGUUGGUCAAAAUGUUAGUCUGUAACUCAGCAUUCUUGUGUGUUUGUUUUAUUGUGCUAAAAUGUAUUUGGCAUAGUGUGAACCUGAACUGAAUCUUGAAAGCAAAAUAUAAUUCCUUUUAAAGUGAGA